UUUGACCCUUUUAUUUACUCCGCAUUUGACCCUGCUUACACCACGUAUGCCCAAUUGCCCAUCUUCUCUACUCUCUCUAAGCACUAAAAAAGUCUGCUAUUCGAAAGCUUCGCCACCAGUUUUAAGCUGCUCAUAGUCUUUGUACUUCCUCGGACGAAUCAGAAAACUGGAGCUACUCUAGACUUGCUCCAAGUUUUUUUCCUUGCUGGAACUACAUAUUGAUUGAAGAGGAAAAAGUGAAGGAAAAGAUGAGGUUCUUGAUUGGGAUGGUUUUGGUGUGCUCCUGGGUGGUGAUAGCCCAUGCAGAUGAUAUGCUUUACAAAAAUCCUAGCAAGCCACUGGGCUUGCGAAUCAAGGACCUGAUGAAGAGGAUGACUUUGGAGGAAAAAAUUGGCCAAAUGGUUCAGAUUGAAAGACAAGUCGCUUCUUAUGAAGUCAUGAAGAGAUACUAUAUAGGUAGUCUGUUGAGUGGAGGUGGGAGUGUACCAAGGAAUGAGGCGCCUGCACAGGCUUGGGUGGACAUGGUGAAUGAUUUCCAGAAGGGGUCUAUGUCGACCCGGCUCGGGAUUCCUAUGAUCUAUGGAAUUGAUGCAAUUCACGGUCAAAACAAUGUCUACAAUGCUACCAUUUUCCCUCAUAACAUUGGUCUUGGAGCUACUAGGGAUCCUCAACUGGUCAAGAAGAUAGGAGCUGCAACUGCUCUUGAAGUAAGGGCCACUGGGAUUCAAUAUGCGUUUGCACCAUGCAUUGCGGUAUGUAGAGAUCCAAGAUGGGGUAGGUGCUACGAGAGUUACAGUGAGGAUCCGGAGGUAGUCCGGGCUAUGACUGAGAUAAUCUCUGGACUACAAGGGGAAGCACCUCCUAAUUCUCUCGGAGUCCCAUACGUUGGUGGAAAAGAAAAAGUUGCAGCUUGUGCCAAGCAUUAUGUAGGUGAUGGUGGCACUGUGAAGGGCAUUGAUGAGAACAACACAGUGAUAAGCAGGCAUGGCCUCCUUAGUAUACAUAUGGGAGCCUAUUACAAUUCGAUCAUCAAGGGUGUGUCCACUGUCAUGGUGUCCUAUUCAAGCUGGAAUGGCGUGAAGAUGCAUGCUAACCGAGAUUUAAUCACUGGGUAUCUCAAGGGAACACUACGUUUCAGAGGAUUUGUUAUCUCAGACUAUAAUGCUAUCGAUGUGAUUACUCCUAUCAGGCAUGAGAACUAUACAUACUCCAUUCUCCACUCUGUCAAUGCUGGAAUUGAUAUGGUUAUGGUUCCAAACAACUAUACAGAAUUCAUUGAUGGACUUACUUCUCUGGUGAAGAAUAACUUUGUGCCAAUGAGCCGAAUUGAUGAUGCGGUUGCGAGAAUUCUUAGAGUGAAGUUUAUAAUGGGUCUCUUUGAGAAUCCUUGGGCCGAUUAUAGCUUGGUGAAUUAUCUUGGGUGUAAGAAGCACAGAGAGCUGGCAAGGGAAGCUGUGAGGAAAUCUCUUGUUCUCUUGAAGAACGGUGCAAAUGGAGAUGAGCCAGUUUUACCUCUUCCAAAGAAGACAUCAAAUAUAUUGGUUGCAGGAACUCAUGCAGACGAUAUUGGCUAUCAGUGCGGUGGGUGGACAAUAACAUGGCAAGGAGUUCCUGGCAACAGUACUGUAGGUACUACGAUACUCUCGGCUAUUAGUAACACGGUUGAUCCUAAAACAGAAGUCACUUUCAAGGAAAACCCUGAUGUUGGAUUCUUGAAAUCAAACAAGUUCUCAUACGCCAUUGUCGUGGUGGGAGAGAAAACGUAUGCCGAGGGCUACGGGGACAGCUUAAACCUGACAAUCCCUGAGCCUGGACCGACCAUCCUAACAAACGUGUGUGCACAUAUUAAAUGUGUUGUGGUUCUCAUCACUGGACGGCCGGUUGUGAUCCAGCCAUACCUCCCACAGAUUGAUGCCCUUGUGGCUGCUUGGCUUCCGGGAACCGAAGGCCAAGGCGUUGCAGAUGUCCUCUUUGGUGAUUUUGGUUUUACUGGCAAGCUUCCGCGGACAUGGUUCAAGACAGUUGAUCAACUGCCCAUGAAUGUUGGAGAUUCACAUUAUGACCCACUCUUCCCUUAUGGUUAUGGACUUACCACAGAGCCUGUAGACUCUUAAAAGGCCCAUAUAGUUUCCAUUUAUCUAUAGCCUAUAGGGAUAUAUGAAAAAGAGAGAUAGAAAAGAUUUUACAGGCCUACACUUCUAUUGUCUAGCAUUAGUAUAAUAAAGUUGAGCCUAACUCAUCCCAAAUAGCUCUCAAGGAGGUGGGAUUAUAACUUAUUAGUAGAGAUUUCAUCAUCACGGUUUUUGAAUCAGGCAAUAAACUAUGGGAAUAAUAAUAACAAGAUUGAAGGAUUGUUUGCAUAUUCUUUUAC
This is a messenger RNA of Cuscuta epithymum, 2371 nucleotides long. NCBI's taxonomy places the organism in Eukaryota, Viridiplantae, Streptophyta, Magnoliopsida, Solanales, Convolvulaceae. The record is from the annotation of a GenBank genome assembly.